GGCCAGUCCACUUCAUGGCGAAUGCAGAUCAGGGCCUUCACCAAGGCCUUGGGGGUGGGCGAGCCCUGUAGGGCCUGUAUGGCCCCUUCCAAGCCAGACAUAGCGUGCUACUGCAACUAGUUUAAUUUUUGAUCUUAUUUUUUUCAUUAAAUCCUCUCACUGUCAGUGGCAUUUAACCUCAACUCCACAAGAAACCGUGACAACGUCGUGAAAUACAAAGUUUGACUGAAGUGAGGUUAAGCAUUUGCUAGGAAAAGGGGCUGAAAACAUGCCUUCGGACGAGGAAAGUGAGCUGCCGCAGCUGUCGGCCAGCGCUUUUGCGGCCCUGCAGGAGUUUUACAAAGAGCAAGAGGAGCGAGAGGCCAUGGAAAUGUCUGCACGUGAUGUUUCCGUCAAAGGGGACUUUAGUGAGGACUGGCAACUCAGCCAGUUUUGGUACGACGAACGCACGAUCAAGGGACUAGUGGAUAUGACACUGGAAGCUGUGGGGACGAACGCAAAAAUCGCCCUUGUUUCCUGCCCGACGCUUUACACGGAGAUGAAACAGCGGGCAGGGCCCGAAGCCGAAGUGACGCUCUUCGAGUUCGAUCGGAGGUUUGCAGUGUUUGGGGGCGACUUUGUCUUUUACGACUAUCGGUCGCCUUUGAACAUCCCCCGAGAUAAAAGCAGCUACUACGACAUAGUAGUGGCCGACCCUCCAUUUCUAUCCGACGAAUGUCUGACGAAAACGGCGGUUACAAUGAAGUUCCUUACAAAAAGGCGCAUAAUAUUAAGCACCGGGGCAAUAAUGGCUGACUUGGCGAGCAGGCUGCUGGACUUGGAGAAGCACAAGUUCGAGCCCCAUCAUCGCAACAAUCUGGCAAACGAGUUUUGGUGUUUUACGAACUUCCACAAAACGAGGGACGUGUCCUAGCAAUAAACGAAUAAGAUUGAAAAA
This is a messenger RNA of Dendroctonus ponderosae (mountain pine beetle), 937 nucleotides long. Its product is annotated as EEF1A lysine methyltransferase 1. The transcript has 4 exons. The coding region runs from base 269 to 913 and encodes 214 amino acids. Gene Ontology annotation, biological process: methylation. The record is from RefSeq and is a predicted model, not a curated record. Lineage: Eukaryota; Metazoa; Arthropoda; Insecta; Coleoptera; Curculionidae. Gene Ontology annotation, molecular function: nucleic acid binding; protein-lysine N-methyltransferase activity.